AUGGACACCUACCCUGGCCGUGACAGUUUUGGCCUUUGGGCGGGCACUUAUCGCCGUAGGCUGGUGGAUCAAGAAGCGGUUUGGAUGUCGGUGGUGAAUGCAGAACUGGAUAGGCAACAGGAGGCUCAGGAGAAGGUCUUCUGCACUGGCAUGGUGACCGCUAAGAAGGACUUCGGUGUGAUUGUAGCCUUCCGCUCUCCAAAUGUGACGGGCAUCAUCCAGGGCCUUGUCUACAAGACUGAGAUGAAGGGUCAGCCGGACGUGAUGGACAAAGUGGAGGUCCGACUUGCAGGCGUCGAAAACAGAAGGAUCAAGUUGUCCAUGAUCGAAGACGACCCGCUGACAGGUGCUGCAGCGCGGUUCAUCAACUUCCGAGGUCUUGAGAAAAAAACGAUUCUCAAGGCAAAAGUCCAAGGUUUCGCGGACUUUGGUGCCUUUGUUGAGGUCACUCCCCCCGAGGGAAAUCCUGCGACUGCUCUCCUUCCCACUCGCGAGAUCAAGGUUCAUUGGCCACAGACUGUAUACACUUUGGAGAAUUAUGAGCCACACUGCAAUGCGGUACGAGGCUUGGAAUUUGAGGCAUUGCCGUUGAAUUUCGAUGAGAACUUCGCUCUAGUGGGUGCUGGGAAUGUGGAUUUUAUUUACAGCAACCCAGCAGCUUACAUGUGCAUGGCUGUUGAGUUUGAAGUACAAACCGUGGCAUCCCUAGUGAACUUCCGCAAGGGCUAUGCUCUCAGCAAGUUUGCUGGUGUGAUAUUUGCUCGUGCCAACUCCACGUUUCAGACCGUGGAAGACCUCCGACGUGCUCGUGUGGAGGCAGUCUCCAUCUCUGGCCUGGGUGCCAUGCAGCUUCAGCAAGCUGAGCUGCUGGCCCAGGGUUUGGACAUCAUGACAGAUGUGCCACGGCUUACUUUUGCAUUCAACCAGAACAAAAUUGUGCAAGAUGUGCAAAGUGGUGUUGCGGAUGUUGGCUUCGUGAGGACUGAUUUGAUUGACCGCCUGGUGGAAAGGAACCAGACCAGUUGGGCACAUUUCCGCGUGAUCGGUGAAAUUCCGAACGCCGAUACCUUUCCCUUCUCUCGCUCCACAGCCUUUACCCCGGAGUGGCCCAUCGGUGCACUGUCUCAUGUUCCAGACGCCAUCCGCGAGAUGGUUGGAAGCGCGUUGAUGUCCCUGGAUCGAGCUUCUGCUGAUCCCCUGCUCUCCGAGCCUGCGAUUCAAGGAAAUUUUGCAAGCUGGACCACACCCAGUAAUUAUCUUGGCCUUUUGGAUGUGCUUCAGAAGGUCCGCUACUUUGACCCCGUCCAACGCCGGUGUCUCCGCAGUUCCGACGAGUAUGACGCCAUUUUUUGCCCCGAGGGCUACGUGAAGAGAUCUGCAGAGCAGGUCUUUUGUUCCGACUGCCCGGACACAUAUUCCUGCCUUUGUUCUCCCUGUGCAAAGCUCAGGGACCCCGAAUUUGUCUUGAAGGUUGAGCUGCUAAGCACCAGCUGGAAAGGCAAUGUAGAUCUCGAGCAAGUGGCCAACUCGACAGUGUUGGCAAACAGUUGUGAGCGAAUGACGGUUUGUGGUCACGUCUUUUCCGGUCAGAAGCUCCGCUGGGUGCUGUUGGACCAAAUCGGCGCCACUCAGCGCCGUGCCAUCAACGCACCCUUGCUGGACAGCGUGAAUUUUCGAAUGACCAUCGACGGACCGACCAGGAACACCACUGUUCAGAACGUGACCGUAUCCGAUCUCGACACUCAGAUGUUCUAUUUGGACUUUGAGGCCCAAGACAACGGUGCUCAAGUGAUUCAGGUUGACAUCAAUGGGCUCCCAGCUAUUAUGUCUCCUGUGGUCUUGAAGGUGGAGCCAGCACCACUGCGUGACUUGCUAUGUCCCCCUGGCUAUGCAGCAAACGAGGAGGGACUAUGCAUGAUUUGCCCGGCUGGCACAGCAUCCUUGGGUGGUCUCGCACCAUGCCGUCCAUGUGAUCCUGGCACCAAGCAACCUCUUGAGGGCCAGGCCAAUUGUGAGAGUUGUCCUGUUGGCGAAUAUCAAGCUGAAAGUGCUGCAGCUGCUUGCAUUCCAUGCGAGCCUGGAAGUUCCAGUCGGGGCAAGACAGGCUCCCGAGCAUGCAGUCCAUGUGAGCCAGGUCAAGAAGCGCCAGAGUCCGGCAUGGAAAGGUGUACAGCCUGCCGGCGUGGCUAUUAUUCUGAGCAGGAAGGAGCGGCACACUGCUUGCAAUGUCAAGGUGGAAAGGGUACAUCUGAACAGGGUACCACUGAUCCUUCCUUGUGCAUAUGCUUGGAGGGUGAACGACUUUUGCGUGACUCGAACAUGAGUGAGCAUUGCGUCAGCUGCGGCAUUGGACUGUCUUGUACCGCUGGCAAUGGUGACCCUGAACAGCUUGCUGGCUUUUGGGUGGAUGUGGUGGAUGCCGAGAGAAAGGUUCUAUCAGUUUUCCGGUGUCGGAAUGUGUUGGAGUGCCCGGCAGGGCCACUUGGAGGCUGCGCCUCAGGUCGAGAAGGAAGAGCCUGCAACAAUUGUGAAUCUUGGUAUCAGCCCUCAAAUGAUGGCACAUGUGACCCAUGCGAGGGGGUGGAUGCACUCCCUGUGCUCUGGGUGAUUCUAGGCGUUUUGUUGCUGAGCUUUCUUACCUGGGCCUUUGCACAGACCAGCCUGGCCAGGCAGAGGUUGGGUCAGGUCACUGUCUUCUUGACUGCUGGACAAGUUAUUGUGCUGAUGCAGCUCAUGGCCGCCUUAAAGAGCCUCGAAUUCCAAUGGGCAGGUCCUGCAGUACCUGUUCUUCAAGCCCUGUCUUUGUUGGCCUUUGAUUUGGACUUCAUGAACCUUGGAUGUGUCGUCGCCAACGAUGGGCCUACUCUCUCCUUCUUCUCCCAGCUGAUGGCCUACCCAGUCUUCUCAGUUUGUAUGCUGCUUGUGUGGUGGUGCAUGACCAAGUGCCAGAGGGGAAUCUUCAAAGGCUCAGAGCUUUUGAACAUCAACGGCUUGGUUUUGAUGACUCUUUACGUCACCUUGACCAUUGUGUCCUUACUCCCUUGGCAAUGUGUGAGAAAUCCCAAUGGCACGCUCACGAUGCAAACCCAGCCUGGCGUUGUUUGCUUCGACUCGGAUGAGCACACAGGUUUGUUGGCCUUGUCUGCGCUCGGGAUGAUCAUGUACCCGAUUCCCAUGCUAGCUGUGUCCAUUCAAGCUACUGUGAUGUAUCCUUCCUAUGUGGCCUCGGGCCAGGGAUUGGUGGUGGUGAAUCGAUAUCGCUUCAUUUUUGAGCGUUUUCGCGCUUCACGCUAUUUCUUUGGCGUCCUUUAUCUCGUCAGGAACACGCUCCUAUCGCUGAUCCCUGUGGUUCUCGCCAACUUCCCCUCGGUUCAGGUCGCAAUGCUUGCUUGUGUAAUGCUCAUGGGUGUGAUUAUCCAGAUGCGAGCCUGGCCGUGGCGAACACAGGUGGCCAACCUCACAGACAUGGUCUUCUCCUCGGGAGUUGUCCUGUUCCUGGUGAUCGCAGGGCCAAUCCUGGACUUUGAGACGGAGGCAGAUGAGAAAUCCUAUGCGAUGUUCCUCUCUUGGAGCUUUUGCUUGUUGUUGCUGACUUUCUGCUUGGCCUUCUUCAUUGUGGCAGUGAUCUACCUGCAAAGACGCUUCAAUCCGGUAAAACCAUAUAAAGUCUUUCUGACGCAUCAGAAGGGAGCAGCUGGGUCCUUGGCACGCUUCAUCAAGUCCAUUCUGAACAAGCACUCCAGUGAUGGAGUCUUUUUGGAUUCGGACGAGCUGCAGGAUUUGGACUCGCUCUUUGAGUGUGUUCGUUCCCAAGUGGGCUAUUUGGUUCCCCUGGUGACACCUGCCAUGAUGACUCGACCUUGGUGUGUCGGCGAGCUGGCCACGGCAUUUUUGAAUAACGUGCCAAUUCUGCCAAUCUCCUGCAGUGGUGCAAGUCCAAUUUCACCUGGACGUGUCCCAGCAAUUCUGAAUUCAUGGUCUACGGACGAAUUUCAACCACUGCUUGCAGCUGGCAUUGACGAGAGGGGCAUUGAGGCAACCUUUGAGCACCUUGCGACCUUGAAAGCUAUACCGUAUGAUCGCUCGAGCGAGCUGGAACAUCAAGAGUCCUCCAUCCUCAGAAUCAUUUCGCAUUGUGAAAUGAAAAGGCGCCCUUUUGUGGAUUACUCCUCAAAGUCAACCAGGGCGCGUGUGCUGAUCUUAUCCCACACUGAGCGUGAAGCAAUCUCCACAAGUAUGAUCUUGCAGAUGCAGCUGCAACAGCAACUCCAGGAGAACGUUUUGGUGCCAAGAUCCACCGGGCAAAUGCAUCAGGCACUCAACAAAGCUGAGACCCUGAUAAUUUUGCUGCACACCGGCAUCUUGUACGACCCCACCUUUGCAGGCAUGGUUCUAGCAGCUUAUGCUCAAGAGACCGAGGACCAUUCUGACCUGGCCACAUCCUCAACUGGACUGGCGAUGGUGAAAUCUUUGAGCAAUGCAAGCGAUAGCUAUGCUUGGCAAAAGAUGGUGAUCGUGAGCGCAGAUCCAAAUUUCACUUUUCCCAGCUCCGAAUUCUAUACCUCCCUGGCUGCUCAAGGGCUUUCCACUGAUGACAUGGGACCAGAAUGUGGCCCAAAGCUGUGCGAGGCUUACAGGAGCAUUUUCAAGAAGAUCUCGUUGCCAUUUAGCCCUUGUGCAUCCGAGAGCUUGAUUUCACACCAGGUGAAGGAGAUCGGAAAGCGGCUAUCCUCAUUGCUUGAGGGUAAUGUGACGCGAACCAAUACCGUGAAUGGGCGCAGAAUCUCAACCCACUCGAAUGAGCUCCAAGCAUCCUCCUCCCAGCCUUUAGCUACUGCUGCCGCUGCCUAGAUGAAGCUUGCAUUCAGAAGCCCUGAGUCUUCGAUGCCAGCAUCACCCAGGCAGCAGGAUGAAGAAACUGGUUACAUUGACCAUGACUGAGAGGGCAUAUCGGCUCAUUGUGGUCUUGACGACGACCUCAACAUCUUGGGCGUUGAAAGCUUUGAGCUUGACCAAGAAGAGUUUCACAGCUUGCCCAAGGCGGAGGACAUGAUCACACAUGCCUUCUGAGAUCCCUGCCAGGCAAACAGUGACGACGGGACCUACGCAUUUCUUGACCUAGCAAAUGUUCAGCUUGCUGCAGUAUGUCUCAAAGGGACAGUUUUUCCAGUGACAGGCGAGUGUCUUUUCUCACGCCAAAGCGGCGUUUCCUUCCACCCUCAGUACUUGCGAUGGACGGAUCCGCACUGUCUCACACAACAUGGUGUGACAUGGUGUGACAUAUUCGAUUCAACUUGUCACGAUGUGUGCCUGAUUCAGUGUGCAAUAGACACGCUGAAAAGACCUGGCAACAAGAAUGAUCAAAAGAUGUGCAAUUGAUGUGGCGGUGUG
Molecule: messenger RNA, 5391 nt
Organism: Durusdinium trenchii
Lineage: Eukaryota; Dinophyceae; Suessiales; Symbiodiniaceae
Source: the annotation of a GenBank genome assembly